UGCUGCGUGUUAUCUUACGUCGCAGCACGAUUCGGAGUUUCAAAUUGUUAGUACGUCGCCGUAUCCGCCGCAGAAACGAACGCGUAUCAAACCAGUGGCGCUGCAUUUAUAGGACGCGCGGCGCACGGUGACGACGACGACGACGACGGUGGUGGUGUUUUCAGUGUGUGUAUACGUGCAACUCGUUCGCGACGCGACUGCAGUUUUCGCAAAGGUGGGGUGCACACACAUAUAGGAGUGAUAGUGUGUAUAAACGUGAAUAUAUCAAACAUGGCGCCGCAGCAGCAGCAACGUUGUUAUAGGCUCUGCACUGCUGCAGUGUGUUAGUGCGCGUGCAGAUAUACAUCUCUGCGGAGUCUUCUUAUACCAUACAGUGCACACUCUGCGAGGAGGGCAGUUGUGUAUAGAUAGGCUCUCGCGUAAUAUAGCGCAGUGCGUGAACCCUUGCCUACAUAUAUAUAUAUAUAUACAGUCCUCGAGUCGCUUCGCGGAGUUGCGUAUAACGCACAACACGGUAUAUGUAAGGCAUAGAAGGUGCUGUACUAAAUUUACUAUAUCGCGCGGCUGCUGCAGCAACGUUUUCCCAUUGUUUAUACCUGCUCCGAAAACGAUUGUAACAGAGUCGGAUCAAUCGUUACACGCUCUGCCAACUGUCGCAGCGACGAGCUGUUUACCUCUCUGGCGAGCUGUCAAGUUCAAAGCGCCGGGGAAACGCCUUUUCAAUAGAAGAAGAAACAUUUAUUAUCGUCGUGUAUAGGAUAGCAACGUUUCGUUGAUAUUCGGUACACGCGCGCGCGAGAGAGAGCGGAUUGUUCGGAAGAGAGACAGUUUUGGCCUCGAUCUCUCCAUAAUAAUAUUAUACAUAUUAUUGUUGUAUGCGCGCGGGGAUGCGAGCUGAUGGUUGAGAACAGAUAUUAUAAAACUCCUAUCUGCCACUGAUAAAAUAAUGCGCCAAGUGUAAAAACUCAUUCGUCAGCCGCAGUGAAUCAUUAUUUAUCACACGCGUACUCAAGGACCUCCAGCAGUAGCAUCAGCAGCAGAUAUACAAGUUAUUAAUUUUUCGGAGCUCUCUCUAGUACGUCGGUGUGUUGCUCAUACACAGAGCGGCUCAAGUACUUAUACGCGCGCAGGCAAUCGCUGAACACGACUCCGGCUUUGGCACGCACUCGAUAAUAAUAAUAUGGAGGCUCUAGUCGAGUUCAACUACGAUGCCCGACAACCCGACGAACUCACCAUUAAAAAGGGCGACGUUAUCAAGGAUGUCACUCUGCUGCACGGCGGCUGGUGGGAAGGCACUUUGAAGGAAAAGCGAGGCAUGUUUCCCGACAACUUUGUCACGCUUAUUAAAGGAACUGGACCAAGAAACAGUGAAGACAAAACAGAAAUGGAAGAAGUUGCCUUGCGCAAUGGCAGUGGUAGAAAGCUCUGCAGAGUUUUGUUCAGUUAUGAUCCCUGCAACGAUGAUGAGCUCAAACUCAUUCGCGAUGAACACAUAGAGUACUUGGGUGAGGUUGAAGAAGGAUGGUGGAAAGGUCGUAUCAAAGGAAAGGUAGGAGUCUUUCCUUCAAAUUUUGUUGCUCCACCAUAUCCAGAAAAGAAGGAGAGAAUAAAAGACAAUAAGAAAGAGCUGUGCAAAGCUUUAUUUGCAUAUGAAGCAGUAAACGAGGAUGAAUUAACUCUAAAGGAAGGUGAUAUAAUCACACUUUUAUCCAGGGAUGCUCCAGACAAAGGCUGGUGGAAAGGAGAACUUCGAGGGCAAAUUGGACUGUUUCCUGAUAACUUUGUGCAAGUGAUGACAUCAAAAAUUAAAAAUCAAACUACAGAAGAACAUGCAAAUGAUAUCUCACCUAUCAAAUUGGUAAAUCAAUCUGGUGGUAGAAAAAAGGAAACUGCUAAUGUUAGAAGAAGUUUGGACCCAAAGAAUUUACAUUCAGAUGGAAUUGUCAAAAAGUUGAAUUCACCCACUCCACCUUCAAACUCUUUGAAUGUUGGUAAUAAUAGUUUAGACACACAAGUUAAGAAACUCUCUAAUGACAGUUCAUUCAUGGAUGUGGGUUCAGAUAAUAAUGGAACUUCUACUUCCAACAAUGGCAAUGGUUCUUAUACCACGAGUAGUGAUUUGGUUGAAGAAUUAGAUGAAGUGGAGAGGAGCGAAGGUAGUACUUUAUCACAUUUAACUGCAUCCAGAGCCAAGGCACCAAGAAGAAGACUACCAACUACACAGCAUUUAAGAAAUCAUAAUCCUACAAUCAAUGAAAAUACUUCAAAUAAUAUUUCUCCUAUAAAGGAGGAUAAUAUUACAAAUGGCAAUGCAGAAGUAUUGGAAGACAAUGUAAAAAAUGAUGUGAUUGAUACACAGGUGGCCAAAACUAGGAAAAAAGCACCAUGGGUGGAAGAACUCAAGUUAAAUCAAAUGGAACGGAAAAAAGGAAAUAGUGAUCUUUCAGAUAGUAAAAUUGAAUCAAAAAAAGAAAGAAGUUUUGAAUGGUCACAAUCAGCAGGCAGUCCAGAUGUUUCCCCGAAAUUAGAAAUAAAUACUGCAGGUAGCAAACUUAAAGACAAAGGAAAAUCAAACAAAUCAGAAACUACUUCAUCAUCCGAACAAUCGUUGUUAACACCAUCAUCACCAUUACCACUUGAUAAUCAGCCUUAUGUACCAUUCCAUUUGUAUAUGCAAUUGAAAGAUCAGGUAAAAUUCUUGGAGAGAACAGUUGUGCGUCUCCAGGACCAAGUGAGUGAUUUAACUAAACAGUUAGAAAAAAUAGUUAGGGAUUAAUAUUAAUUUGCAACUUACAGACUUCAAUACUGCAUUUUAUUGAUAUUAUUAUAAUUGAUUGUGCUGUAGGUAUAAUAGAUUUUAUUGGUUUGUAAGUAAUAGAUUUUGUAAAUCAUAGGUAUAUGAUGUAAUAGCACACCGACAAGUAUUUAACAGACUGAGACAUCACAGCGACAUAAACAUCACAUUCCACUUAAAAUUUAAUAGGUUUAUAAAAAUUCAACUAUGAAUUAAGGAAUUAUAAUUUGAUAGUAAGGAUCAUAUUAUUUACCUACCAUUGAUGAGUCAUACAUCUUAAAUUAUUACCUUAAAAUGAUUCGUCUUUUUUAAGUACUUACAUAUGAGGUGAAACAAAGUAUACAAUUUUUAUCUAUUCGUGCCAACAGUCUUUUAACCAUUCUUAAAUCCAGUAUUGCUGAUAUCGCAUCAACCAGUGAUUAGAUUUUAAGAUAAAAUAACAUGAAUCAUUUUAUUAAAUUACAUUUUUAAACAAAAUUCGAUACAUGAAUUUUAUUUAGAAAGAAUAUUAUCGUUUUCUACUGUUGCACGAUUUGAAUAAUACGACUUGAUAGCAUUGUACUUCGUAGGGCAACUAGGUACUUACAAAAUCAUUGAUCUAUAAAAAUUAUCACAAAAAACUUGCUUUUUUAAAAUACUUAAAAUCAAUGGUAAUAACUAUAAAUUGCCUUUGCUUGGGUUAAGAUGGUAUUGGUGUUAUAUAAACGCAUUGUUUCGAGUUAUGGAAAUGAAUACAAUCAAAAAAUCUACUUAAUAUGCUAAGAAAUAUUAAUGAUUGUGCAUAAAUACAUGAGUAUGUCUCGAAAGACACGCGUAUUAUAGCACAAUUUUGUACUUUUCUAUACAAAAAUUAAUUGUACUGUUGUUUGCCUGAUUUCUUAUUGUCAAAGUUCAAGCAUACAAAAACAAUUGUAAAAAUAGUAGAGUCACUCAGGACUGCUGAACGGAAAGAUGUGUUUUGACUGUAAACUAUUGUACAAGAUUGAAAUGCAAAUAUUGUCCAAUUUAGCAGGAGAUAAUAAUGACUGAUAAUAAUAUAAUUGAAAAUUAUAUCAAGAAUGCGCAUAAAAAAGCACAAUGUCAAAUACGGUACUUACUCGAUUAUUUUUAUAAGAAAACUUGGCUCGAUAUCGUUGUCACAAACGUAAAGUAUUUUAAACGCAGCAAAUAAAGGUUAUAUCUAUAGUUAUUUGAAUGAUAUAGAUAAAAUGAAUUGAACUCGAGUAACGUGCAGCUUUUCUAAGUAGUGUAAUAAAACGAUAUUAGUUGUAAUCAAUCAUGUCCAGGUUGCAAGCAGGUCGAUGCUUCCGUUGUAUGCUGUGAGAUAUUAUAUUGUAAAACGCGUAAAACGCACAACGCGACGAGAAAUAUAGAGGAACUUUGCGGAUAUGAGGAAAGUGUAUGAAAUUAUCGAAGCGAUGAUGUACUGAAAGAGAGAGGAAAACAUUAUUUUUAAUUUGCAUUUUUUUGUGUGAUACAAUAAGCCAUUGUCGAAAGUUUUUACUUAAUAAUCGUUGUAAUUAUGGGGAAGAAAUCGACACUAUUUAUUAUUAAGCAGUUCGCGAUAAGCGUAAAUGAUAUCACCGGCUCUCCACGAGUAAAUUGAUGUAAAGCAUAAUAUGAAAUAUUGAUUUGUAAAUAAUGAUUGUAUGACUGCUGACGUGUGAACCUAUGUUUGAAUGUGAAAAGUGCGGAUAAGAUAAUAUUAUAUAUAUUCAAAAUGAAUUUAAAAGUACAGAUAUUUUUCUCGCUUCUUUCGUAACGAAUGUUAUUCGUACAUAUGUGUACAUAAGCGGCUAGUUCUUAUUCAGAAUUAUAUAUUAUAAAUACGAAAAAAUAUAUAUAAAUAUAUAUAAAAGUACGCGCAAAAGCAAAAUUACAUUAAAGUCACUAUUUGAUGAAAAA
This is a messenger RNA of Trichogramma pretiosum, 4699 nucleotides long. Its product is annotated as SH3 domain-containing kinase-binding protein 1. The record is from RefSeq and is a predicted model, not a curated record. Lineage: Eukaryota; Metazoa; Arthropoda; Insecta; Hymenoptera; Trichogrammatidae. The coding region runs from base 1181 to 2776 and encodes 531 amino acids. The transcript has 7 exons. Gene Ontology annotation, molecular function: protein binding.